AUGGGCUCUUAGAAUUUUGAUAUCCCUCGUGAAUUUGCACAUGAGGAGGCUUCCGUUAGUUUGACAGAAUUUUAUUAGAUGUCGUUAGGUUUGUAGGGCCCAAGACUAAAGCAUCAGCUUUUAAUAUACUUAAGUCCAUGCAUUAAGGACUAUUUUGAUCAUUUCCUCGGUUGCCUUGUCAAGUCCAUCUCAUUUUCUCUGUAAAUCUGAGUUUCUACACGCCAUUUCUAUUCUUUUUAGCUGAUUACUAAGCUCAAAAUUCACCAUGGCUUCCAUAUCAGAGACCCGGAAAUGGAAAUAUGAUAUUUUCUUGAGUUUCAGAGGUGAAGAUACACGUAACAACUUCGUUUCCCAUCUUUACACAUUUCUUACAUUCAAAGGAAUUCAUGCAUUCAAAGACGACAAAGCACUUGACAGAGGAAAAUCCAUCUCACCUGAACUUUCAGAAGCCAUUGAGCAAUCAAGAAUUGCCAUUAUUAUUUUCUCAAAAAAAUAUGCUUCAUCCACUUGGUGCUUAGAAGAACUAGUCAAGAUCAUGGAAUGUGUUCAAAAGAAGGGACAAAUUCCAAUUCCAGUCUUCUAUGAUGUUGAUCCAUCAGAUGUAAGGAAUCAAAGAAAUAGCUUUGGUGAAGCUUUUGCCAAGCACGAGGCAUAUCUAAAAGGAACUGAUUUGGAGAAGGUGAAAAUAUGGAGAAAGGUUGUUACUCAAGCAGCAAGUAUAGCAGGAUGGGAUGUACGUAAUACAGCCAAUGGGAAUGAAUCAGAAUGCAUAGAGCUAAUGGUAAACCGUAUUUUUAAUAGCUUGGACCGUUCAGUUUCUGCUGUCACGAUGAAUCUUGUGGGAGUGGAAUCUCGUUUGGCUGAAGUAAAGUCAUUGUUGAAUGUGGGUUUUGGGGGUGUUUGUUCUGUGGGGAUAUGGGGGAUGGGCGGCAUAGGGAAGACAACUAUCGCAAGAGAGAUUUUUGACACGCUGUCUGGUCAAUUUGAAGGGUCUUGUUUUCUUGCAAAUAUUAGGGAAGUUUCAAAGAAGCAUGGGUUGGAAUACUUGCAAAAGACACUUCUUUCACAUAUCUUGAAGCUAGAUUCUCUAAAUAUAGGGAGUGUUUAUGAAGGAAUCAACAUGAUAAAGGCUAGGCUUCACUUUAAAAAGGUUCUAAUUGUCCUUGAUGAUGUGGAUAAUGGAGACCAAGUAGAAAACUUAAUUGGAAAUGGUAAUUGCCUUGGUAGUGGCAGUAGAAUCAUUACAACAACUAGAGACAAACAUUUGCUCAAUAAGCACAACCACUUGUACGAGGUCCAUUUGCUGUCUGACAGUGAAGCUCUUCAACUCUUCAGUUGGCAUGCCUUUCAGACAGUGAGUCCUGAAAAAGAAUUUGAAGAACUCACAUUCCAUGUACUGCAUUAUGCUAAAGGUCUUCCUUUAGCUCUUAAGGUCUUGGGUGCUUUUCUUUAUGGAAGGGACAUGGUUGAGUGGAUUAGUGCAUUAGACAGAUUAAAAGACACUGCAGAAGAAGGAAUUGUUAAGCAGCUCAGAAUAAGUCUUGAUGGAUUGGGCCCUAAAGAGAAAAAUAUUUUUCUAGAUAUUGCUUGUUUCUUUAGAGGGAAAAAGGAAGAUGAAGUGAUAAGAAUCCUAGACGCUUCCGGUUUCUACUCUAAGAUCGGGAUAAGUGUCCUUGCUCAAAAAUCUCUUCUAUAUGUUUCACGAGGAAUCAUUGAGAUGCAUGAUUUGAUACAGGAGAUGGGUUGGCAGGUGGUACGCCAGGUUUACCCUGAUAUGCCAGGAAGAUACACUAGAUUGUGGCGUUAUGAGGACAUAUAUGAUGUCUUUACAGAUAAUACGGGCUCCGAAGCAAUUGAAGGCAUAAUGGUUCCAUUUGAAUUGGAAUCACUUAUAUGCAAUAGGAGCAAAGCUUUCAAAAAAAUGAAUUGUCUAAGGAUGCUCAUAGUCAAAGGGGAUGAGAUUCGGUAUCAUGACCCUAUUGCUCACCCUAUUGACUGCUUCUCCAAUAGCUUGCGGUGGCUUGAUUGGUCAUACUACCAUUUUGAAUCUUUGCCAGAAAAUUUUCAACCUAGAAAGCUUGUCGGGCUCAACAUGUUUUCGAGUUCUAUAGUUGAACUGUGGAAGGGAUUGAAGGUAUUUGAUAGCUUGACAACCAUCAACCUAAGUUGGUCCAAGAAUUUACGCCGAACCCCUGAUCUUUCUGGGACCCCGAAUUUACAGAGGUUGAUGCUAAAACAAUGUGUAAGCUUGGAAGAAGUCCAUUCGUCAACUGCAUAUCUCCGGAAGCUGACUUUGCUGAAUUUGGAAAACUGCAAAAGUCUUGAAUUCCUUCCAAGCAGCAUUCAGAUGAAAUCUCUUGAAAGUUUCAACCUCUCUGGAUGUCUGAAAUUAAAAGAAGUUCCAGAACUUUCAGAGAAUAUGGAUUCUCUCUUAGACCUCCGUUUAGCAUGCACUGCAAUACGGGAGCUAAGCUCAUCAAUUGGCCAUCUUUCUAAAGUUAGCAUACUUGAUUUGAGUUUCUGUGAGGAACUUGUUGGUCUCCCAGCCAAUGUUUGUCAGUUGAGGGAACUAAAAGUUCUGUGGCUGCUCAAGACUUAAGACCUUGCCAAGUAAGAUUGGAAUUCUGGUAAAGCUAGAGGAACUCUAUGUUGAUGAUACUGCCAUUUUGCAACUACCAGAUUCUAUCGUCCACUUAAAUAAGCUUACUGUCCUAUCUGCGAAAAAAAAGACGCAAGACUAAAUAAAUGUCCAUCUGCUUUGAA
Molecule: messenger RNA, 2763 nt
Organism: Lycium barbarum (goji berry)
Lineage: Eukaryota; Viridiplantae; Streptophyta; Magnoliopsida; Solanales; Solanaceae
Product: disease resistance protein Roq1-like
Exons: 4
Coding region: 266-2599 (777 amino acids)
Biological process (GO): defense response; signal transduction
Molecular function (GO): ADP binding
Source: RefSeq, a predicted model, not a curated record